GUCAAGUAUAAAAACGGGUGGUUUGAGGGAGAAAGACUGCAGGAAAGCAGAAAUUUCAAAAACAACAGGGAUGAAGACAGUUGCAGUCCUGAUUCUAGCGUUCAGCUGCUGUCUAUGUGAAGAUCAAGCCAAUGAAAACAAUGACAAAGUCCAUCAGUGCUUGGGGUCGACCGUCUGCUGUGACAUCAAUUCCCUCACUUCCCUAACUCAAAGCCUAGGAGCACUGGAAGAGAAGGCUGCGAACAUGGCAGAGAAAAUAACAGUGCUGGAGGAUAAAUUGAUAAACACUGAAAAAGAAGUCCUGGAGCUGCGGAGCCUGACUGGAGGCACACCUCAGGUGGCCUUUUCUGCAACUCUCAGGGAAUCUGGAUUUGGGAACACUGGACCUUUCACCACUGCUACCCCACUGAAAUAUAAGAAAGUCUUCUCCAACAUUGGCAAUGGCUACAAUUCUUCAACAGGAAUUUUCACAGCACUUGUCAAAGGAAUGUACUUCUUUCGAUUCUCGGUGUUCGUCAGCAGUCCUCCCAACACUGUUGUGAGCCUCAUGAAGAACAGCAAGCGGCUUACGUCUGUUUGGGACACCGUAAAAUCUGAUAGCCAUGACAUGGGCAGCAAUGCUGUGGUCAUCCCUCUCGAGGUUGGAGACAAUGUGUAUGUGGAGCUCUGGGCAAACAGGACGGUUUAUAGCAAUAACAUGAACUACAACACAUUCAGUGGGUUCCUGCUCUUCAUUACAUGAUUUAAAUAUGAUUUCAGUUUUUGUUUUUUUUUUUGUUACAGUCAAAUGAAUAGCUGACAAGAUCAAAUUUUUCUCUCCCAGUGAUUCAAAUCACCUGCAACUCGUGAAGUUAACCACCUGUGCUCCCUUAAAUCAAUUACCUACUGCAGCAUAUAUAGGUGUGUCUAACCCCUUCUCCCCUUUUUGUCUCACUUCUCACAGCCCUUUCUACCCAUGAACCCUCUUCCUCUAAUUUUUCCCUUCUCUGCAGGCUCUGCACUCUCCUCAUUAUCUCCGAUCCUCCAUCUAGCCAAUAAAGCCACUUUCCUACCAUACAUCAAGCAUUAUCUUGUUGUUUGGUAACUAUUUAUGUGACCAGUGAUGUGCUGUGUAUCAUUCUGGUGAGCAAAUGGAAAAUUAGAUAAACAUGUACACGUACAUAAAAUUUAUUUUGAGACAUUGGGUCUAAUUCAGCAACAUGCUCUUAAAUUUCUCUCAUGUUUUCUCUUAAUCUUCUGGUAAGAGAAAAGAAGUCAACCUCAGAUGCACCAAAACCAUUUAAAUCUGCUCUUACCCAGGUGUGCUCAACAAUGACCCCCACCUGGUCAUAAGUCAUUCAUUAGCACAGGUAACGCCCACUAACCACCAUAUAAGGGCAGGUUGGUGCCUGUGCAAAGACUCAGGUACAUGGCACAUGACACCACAAAAGGCAGAGGUGCUUGGUAAUAACUUGUAGCCUGUGAAAAUGAAAUGUUUUUGUCUUAUCUUGGUGAUAAUGUCUCAACCAGUCAUAAAAUUUUCUCUUACCCAAGAGAGAAGCAAAGAUAAGAACAAAUUGCAGAUACGAGCAAAAAUAAGAGAAAAUUUGUUUGUAUUUUGUUUCUUGUGUGAGGCCCAUUGUAUGAAUAAUAAAUAUUAAGCACAAUGCCUGCAUCUCAAUCUUUAUCUCAUACUGUUUUAAUUCAUAAUUUUAGUAGUGUGGUUAUUUGAAUUGAAAGUAAAAAUGCAAUAGAAAUAAACCUUAAAAAUAUUA
Messenger RNA from Plectropomus leopardus (leopard coralgrouper), 1754 nucleotides. Its product is annotated as complement C1q-like protein 2. NCBI's taxonomy places the organism in Eukaryota, Metazoa, Chordata, Actinopteri, Perciformes, Serranidae. Gene Ontology annotation, molecular function: protein binding. The record is from RefSeq and is a predicted model, not a curated record.